AUGGAUACUCAGACUGACUUGACCCAAGAUAUCAUCGGCCCUAACAGCGCUUUUGUUUCCCAAUCUGAAACCUUCCCAAAAAGGUUCACUGACAUUAGCCCGGAAGAUAUCGAGGACAAAACCACACGCGCUACAGAGCUCGUGAGGCAGGCUCUGGUAGCAGAAUGUGGAGUCCCAGUUACAGAGUCUUCCACGUCCAUGUGGCGUAUCCUUGGAGGCUUAGGGAACCAUGACUUGUCUGCGAUGCGGGAAGCAUUGGGUAUGCCAACCAAAGUUCUGGGAGCAAAUCUUGGGUAUCCCUUUUGGAAUGUGCUUUUCCAAUAUCCCGGCUUUGCAGUGAGCUAUGCAUCCGGGAUGGACUCCGUCCCUCGCUUCGACGCCCAUAUUGAAAUAUACAGUCAAAUCAAAUCGGUCCGCAUGCAGUACGACACUCCCUACGUGAAAGGGCUUCCGACUACCUUGCACAUCUGUGAAAAGGUUGGCGAUGGGUACCGUGAAACUAUCAUUCGCAGAACCUACGAAGAUCCUUACACUUUACAGCUCAAAGAGCUAUAUAGUUGGGUAGUGCAUGGAACUCUAGUUGAAACCACCGUUGAAGAUGCGGAGCUUGACAGCCAAAUCUUUCAAAUGAUCAUGAAAGCCGGAGGUUACACUGCGUGA
Molecule: messenger RNA, 660 nt
Organism: Aspergillus caelatus
Lineage: Eukaryota; Fungi; Ascomycota; Eurotiomycetes; Eurotiales; Aspergillaceae
Exons: 2
Coding region: 1-660 (219 amino acids)
Source: RefSeq, a predicted model, not a curated record